Messenger RNA from Pyricularia pennisetigena, 1668 nucleotides. RefSeq lists its product as uncharacterized. NCBI's taxonomy places the organism in Eukaryota, Fungi, Ascomycota, Sordariomycetes, Magnaporthales, Pyriculariaceae. Gene Ontology annotation, molecular function: cyclin-dependent protein serine/threonine kinase activity; ATP binding. The record is from RefSeq and is a predicted model, not a curated record. The coding region runs from base 1 to 1668 and encodes 555 amino acids. Gene Ontology annotation, cellular component: nucleus. Gene Ontology annotation, biological process: protein phosphorylation. The transcript has 5 exons.
AUGACCACUCCCGGCGACACUCGGGAAGAGGCAUCUGCUGUCCUCUCACCACGAUCGUUCGCAUUAAAACACAUGCGGCCAAAGAGCUCCUUCCUGGGAUGCGCCAAAAUAGCGGAAUAUGAAGUCCUAGGAAAGCUGGGAGAGGGAACUUUUGGCGAGGUGCACAAGGCCAGAUCGAAGAAGACUGGGGCAAUCGUCGCGCUGAAGAAGAUCAUCAUGCACAACGAGAAAGAUGGCUUCCCAAUCACUGCCCUCCGAGAAAUCAAGCUACUCAAGUUGCUAUCGCACCCCAAUGUGCUGAGGUUGGAGGACAUGGCUGUUGAGCACCCUCAAAACAGAUCCGACAAACGCAAACGACCGAUCAUGCACAUGGUUUUCCCCUACAUGGACCAUGAUCUCUCGGGCCUUCUGGACAACCCCUCUGUCAAGUUCACCGAGGCACACAUCAAAUGCUAUCUUAUACAACUAUUGGAGGGUCUGAGAUACCUUCACGAGAACAAAAUUCUUCAUCGCGACAUGAAAGCAGCCAACUUAUUGAUUAACAACAAGGGCAUCCUGCAGAUUGCGGAUUUCGGACUGGCGAGACAUUACGACGGUCCAGUUCCGCAACCUGGGCGUGGUGGAGGCGAAGGCACGAGGAAUUACACUAGCCUGGUGGUGACUCGCUGGUAUAGGCCUCCAGAGCUGCUCCUACACCUAAAGGCCUACACGACAGCAAUAGACAUGUGGGGAGUUGGAUGUGUCUUUGGCGAGAUGCUGACCGGAAAGCCCAUCCUCUCUGGCGAAAGCGACGGGCACCAGCUCGAGCUUAUUUGGGAUCUUUGUGGCACUCCAACAGAGGACACGAUGCCGGGCUGGAGGAAACUGCCAGGAGCUGAGGCGAUGCAGCCCAAGUCACGCCCUGGUAACCUAUCUCAACGAUUCAGGGAGCACGGCCAAAUGGCUGUCUCGCUACUGAAGGAGCUGUUGAAGCUCGAUUGGAAGUCAAGGAUCAACGCAAUAGAUGCUUUGCAACAUCCUUAUUUCCGAACUGCCCCUAUGCCGUCAAAGCCUGAGGAUAUUCCCACGUUUGAAGACAGUCACGAGCUCGACAGGAGAAGAUAUCAUGAUCGUCCUCCCAAGGCACUACCCCCUGCUCCCAAGGGAGGCGCAGUCGGGCGAGGGCCGAUGGAUGGGCCAGGCCCUAACCAUGGAUACCAAAGCGGUGAUUACGGGGGCCGGAACGGUGCUAACGGUGGCCGCUACCCUCCGCCUCACCGAGGAGCACCCAAUGGCGAGCCUGAACGCAGACAGCCGGCAUGGUCCAAGGACAGGAAUCUUGGUUUGCCACCUCGACCCCCACCACCUGCAGGCUCUCAUAAUGGCAUGGACAACAGCUCUCGGGAUGUGCCUCCUCCCCGGAGCAGAGGAAAUGACCGCGCUGGUGGCGGCGGGCGAGCCGACGUUGACACAUAUAUCCCCAGCUACAGCGGCGGUGGAAGGAGGGACGAUAGGAUGCCGCCGCGGGACGAUAGAAGGCGCCGCGAUGACCGGGACGACAGAAGAUAUGACCGAGAUCGUGCAUAUGACGAUCGAGGCCGCAGCAGCAGGACAAGAAGUCGGUCGCCUAUACGAGAUCGUGAUAGAGAUCGCGAGAGAGAUCGCGACCGCGAUCUUUACCGGAGAUAG